AUGGCCAAGGACGAGCAGAUGCAAUACCCGUUCUUCACGGAGGGCACCAGGGAACUGCUCCAGGCGCGCAUCAACAUCGCGCACUACUCCCUGCCUCGUGCUAAGGCCAGGCUCGAGAGGGCCAACAAGCAGCCCCGCCUCGGUGACUCCGGCGAGGACCCCGACAACCAUGUCGUGAAGCGGGCAGGGGACUUCGUCCUCAACUGCAGCGAGAUCGGAGACGACCGCCCGCUCACCGCCUGCUCCUUCUCCCGCGACGCGUCAAUGCUCGCCACGAGCUCCUGGAGCGGGAUCACCAAAGUAUGGAGCAUCACGCCACCAGGGAUAACCAAAAUCGCGGCCCUCAAAGGCCACACAGAACGUGCUACAGAUGUCGCUUUCUCUCCGGCCGAUAACUGCCUACUAGCAACAGCCUCCGCGGACAAAACCGCCAAACUAUGUAAUAUCAGCAGCGAUAACAGGUCACUUCUAACGUCUUUUCACGGUCACCAGGAUCGUCUUGCUCGCCUCGCCUUCCAUCCAUCCGGAAGAUACCUUGGCACAGCCAGCUUCGACAAGACCUGGAGACUUUGGGAUGUCAACACCGGGACACAGCUCCUACUCCAGGAGGGGCAUAGCAGAGGUGUAUACGGAGUCGGCUUCCACCCUGACGGCUCCCUAGCUGCAUCCUGUGGACUUGAUGCGCACGCUCUGGUCUGGGACCUAAGAUCUGGAAGAUUAUACUAUACCCUCACAGGGCAUGUCAGUCCUGUCCUUGGAGUCAGCUUCUCCCCUAAUGGUCGUCUAGUCGCAACCGCGGGUGAGGACAAUUUUUGUCGAAUAUGGGAUCUGAGGAUGACUGGAAAGUUGUUGUAUUCCAUACCGGCACAUAAGAGUCUUGUUUCGCAGGUGAAGUUCGAACCCCGGGAUGGUGCUUAUCUGGCGACGUCUUCCUAUGACACUACAACGGCGCUAUGGUCAGCCCAGGAUUACAGACCAAUAAAAACUUUGGAUGGCCAUGACUCCACGGUUACCGGUAUGGAUAUCAGUGGAGAUGGGCAGCAGAUCGUGACUGUUUCACAUGAUCGAACCAUAAAGAUUUGGUCAUGCAGCACAAGCAGCACGCGGCGGGACAAUGAGAUGCAGUUGGAUUAA
Messenger RNA from Lolium rigidum, 1134 nucleotides. RefSeq names its product U4/U6 small nuclear ribonucleoprotein PRP4-like protein. Gene Ontology annotation, cellular component: U4/U6 x U5 tri-snRNP complex. The transcript has a single exon. Gene Ontology annotation, molecular function: U6 snRNA binding; protein binding; U4 snRNA binding. Bases 1 to 1134 code for a protein of 377 amino acids. NCBI's taxonomy places the organism in Eukaryota, Viridiplantae, Streptophyta, Magnoliopsida, Poales, Poaceae. Gene Ontology annotation, biological process: mRNA splicing, via spliceosome. The record is from RefSeq and is a predicted model, not a curated record.